This is a messenger RNA of Malassezia japonica, 1632 nucleotides long. RefSeq lists its product as uncharacterized. The coding region runs from base 1 to 1632 and encodes 543 amino acids. The transcript has 2 exons. The record is from RefSeq and is a predicted model, not a curated record. Gene Ontology annotation, molecular function: metal ion binding. Lineage: Eukaryota; Fungi; Basidiomycota; Malasseziomycetes; Malasseziales; Malasseziaceae.
AUGGCCGUGUGCCAAUUCUACCUGCAGGGCCGCUGCCGCUUUGGCGCGAACUGCAGGAACGAGCACCCGCCCAAGACGGGGGGCGGAUUCGCGCAGCAGCCGUCGGCGUUUGGAGGCGGCAAUGCGUUCCAGAACACCAAGCCCGAGCCGGAAAUCGCCCUCACCAAGGACGGCAUCGCACAGGAUUUUGGGCCGCAUGGACGCCCGCUCUGGAAACGCACCGUGUACGCGCCGGCACGCUGCGACCCCAAUUUGAUCGCUGGGCUGGAUACAAGCCCAGAAGAAGACCGACUCUUGGCGUACCAGGCACGACAGUCGGGACAAGAGGCCGCCUACGCGCAACAUGCUCAGCAGAUGGAGGCACAGGCCAGUGCGGCAUACCAGCAGAUGGCGAGCAACACACAGGGCGCACUGAAUCAGGCGCUCGCGAACCGCAAGCAAAAGGAGCCGGCACCGGCGGCGACACCAGCGUUUGGGCAGAGCAAGCCGAGCGCGUUUGGAUCCGCACAGCCGUCGGCUUUUGGCGCAGCGGCCAAGCCGAGCGCGUUUGGGUCGACGGCAGCCCCGUCCGCGUUCGGCGCGUCGGCCCCGUCGGCAUUCGGCGCGCCAGCGGCCAGUACGGCACCGUCCGCGUUCGGCACGACCGCCGCUCCGUCGGCAUUUGGCGCGGCCGCCGCGCCGUCUGCGUUUGGAUCACAGCCGGGCACGACCGGCACGUCGGCAUUUGGCACGCAGCCAGGCACGGCAGGCGCGUCCGCGUUUGGGGCGCAGCCUAACGCUGCCAGCGGUGCAUCGGCCUUUGGCGCAACGGCUGCUCCGUCGGCCUUUGGCACUUCGCAGGCCCAGCCGGCGUUUGGCUCGCAGAGCGCGUUUGGGAAGCCGUCUGCGUUUGGAGCGGCCGCACAGCCCUCGGCAUUUGGCGCGCCGUCUGCAUUUGGAUCGGCUGCGCAGCCCUCGGCCUUUGGUUCGACAGCCAAGCCCUCGGCCUUUGGGUCGGCUCCGUCCGCGUUUGGGGCCUCGGCUCAGCCGUCGGCAUUUGGAUCCACGGCGCAGCCGUCGUCGUUCGGCGCGGCCGCACAGCCGCCGGCGUUUGGCGCAGCCGCGCAGCCAUCGGCGUUUGGCGCUCCGUCAGCAUUUGGCUCGGCUGGAUCGGCGCCUUCUGCCUUUGGCGCGGCGGGGCAGCCACCCACACAGCCGUCCGCGCAGCCAGCUGCCCCGUCGACGACGCAGCCAUCGCAGCCAUCGCAGCCGUCGCAGCCGUCGCAGCCGUCGCAGCCGUCGCAGCCGUCGGCGUUUGGGACGACAGCCCAGCCGUCGGCCUUUGGCGCGGCUACGCCAUCGGCCUUUGGCGCGGCUACGCCAUCGGCCUUUGGUGCGGGUGCUUCGUCGGCCUUUGGCGCGGGUGCUCCGUCGGCCUUUGGCGCACCGGCGUCCAGCACGCCGUCGGCCUUUGGCGCAGCACCCGCCGCUGCGCCGCCGGCCAUGGGCACGCCCGCGCCUGCCGCCCCCGACGUCUUCGCACGCCCCGACGAGAGCGAGCUGCCGAGCGACGUCCUCGAUGCAUUCCGUGCCGAGUCGUUCACAUGGGGCGCCGUUCCACAGAUUGAGCCGCCGCGUCCGCUGUGCACAUAG